CUCUGACGCGGCUCCUGCGAGAACAGCUCAACAAAAUUGCUGAGAUGUACCUGGGCAAUCCAAGUGCGUCCUCGACAACACCCUCAGCCUCUUCCACACCAAACGCAAACACCCCUGGAGGGUCCUUGUCGUCCUCUAGCACAGUGUCAUCUUCUUUGCCUUCAACAACACAACCGCCCCAGUCAUCACCCCAUAAUCAAGGACUCUCAGGAUCAGGGAGUGGAAUGCCAGGAACCGGGGCACAAGGGCAGACUACCCAGGCCCAGCUUAUGCACUGUCUGCGCAAUUGGAACUACUGCCUCCAGUUGGCGCAUUUCAUGUACCAGGAAGGAUUACUGGAUAGACAGGAACUCCUAGAGUGGGUUGUGGAAGCAUUUGUGCGAUGGCGCAACAGCGAACAUGACGUCAUCCUGAGAGUCGUCUUACCUUUGCCACUACAGUACCUGGAUGAGAUCACACAGUCUGAGUAUCUCUCGCGAAAAUUGGCUCACUAUUCCUCUGCCAAACUAGCGCAGUUGUGCCACGAUUCGGGCUAUUCCUCGCCAAGACCACAGUCUCCUGUUAAUCAGCCUAGCAAUGGGGUUGGCGUGGGAGUGCCAGGGUCAGGAAGCAGUCAGCCAGCGGGCCCUCCCGUUAACCCCCUAGCAUCCACGUUCCAAGAGCUCCUGCUCUGCCACCAACACCGUCCCAUCAUUCUUGCUACAUCAUGUUUCAUACAGGCCAUAACAUUAGACUGUCCAACGGCACUUGUGUGGAACAAUGCCGGGGAAGGCAAGGCCACCUCUUGGCUUACAGGCUCUCCUCUGGACCUUCUCCCCUGCCCCCCCUCCGAUCUGCCUAUGCCUCCGAGAUACAACAAUCAGCAAGUCAGGGCCCAGCUGAGACUCAUGGAGGAACACAUUCGCCAGCGAAGCCGAGCAGCAGAGAACAGAUGGUCUCUGGACAAGUAUGCCGUCAAUGUUGCAGGUUCAACUAUUAACCGUGUGCUGGCAACUUUAGCAGCUCUUGACAGGCACUGUUUCGAUCGUGUCGACUCUAACAAUUCUCUGGACACUCUCUACACAAAGGUGUUUGGAUCCACUAAAGAGGCAAAUAACGAGAACCCCAGCAGCAAUAGCAGCAGUGGCAGCAAUGUGGCACCAGGCAAUAGUACAGGUAGUGGCACAUCCAACAGCAAUAACAGUGGCAUCAACAACGAAGAAGCCGUUGUACGUACGCUUUGUGAGUGGGCUGUGUCAGUACAGCGUUGUGGGGAACACCGAGCACUAGUGGUAGCUCGGUUGCUGGAAAAGAGACAAAACGCACUCACUUCUGCUGAGAGUGACUUACCAGAUGAGAAGGACUCUGUCACCUCUUCCCAGAUGGCAGCACCUGGUGGUUGUGUGUUCCAGAACCUUCUUCUAAAGUUCCUGGAUACACAGGCCCCCGUCCAUGAUGAAAAUGCCAUGUCAGUUCGAUCUCAGGAGUUUGGCAAUCUUGUACACCUGUUUUCGGAGCUGAUACGCCAAGACGUUUUUAGUCACGAUGCCUACAUGUGCACUUUGAUCUCACGAGGGGACCUGGCUGGGGGAGCACCAGACCUCAAGGCUGAUACAUCCUUUGGAGAGAAGAAAGAGGAUGGAACAGACAAUAUUGAUGAUGAUCUGGGCAAGAUCCUGCAGAAGAUUGCUGUCAACACAAGCUUAGAGGAGUCAGGAACAGGCGGACGGGGGGAGUUGGGAGUAGAGGGAAAGCCACGACAGCCGAGGCACCUUGUUUAUGCGCAACACUUCCCUCUGCCUCAGGACGAUGCCUACAUGCAUGAGAUUAAUCAGAGAUAUGUGUUGCUGUACGGAGUUGGCAAAGCCAGAGAUGAGGCGAGGGCUGCCAUCAAAAAGCUUACCAAAGAAAUCUGCAAAUUGUUUGGGAAAAAGUGUAGCAUUGAUAUUGCAGAAGGCGGCAAGGUCAAGAAAUCAUCAAGAGGUGAAUUCAGCUUCGAAAAUAUUAUGAGCAGGUUUUGUGCACACUCCUACUUUGAUCAACAUCACAUUACCAGUACAGUUGCAGCUCAGGUCCUGGAAAUGCUAUCAGGCUAUGGUUCAGGGAUGUCAAGCUACCUGCCAACACACGAGCACAUCGCAUUCCUGAUGGACCUCAUGGAAGUGGCGCUGAAUGUCCAUGGGCUCAUUGAACUGUGUAUUCAGAUAAUCAAAGAAGUCACAGAGAUCGAAGCACAGUUGGUAGAAAGGGGUUGCCUGGCGGGAUGGUACUGCCCUACCCUCCUGCUGUAUGUGGUUGGUGUGCUCAGGAAGUAUCACUGCUGUCUGUUAGUGUCCCAGGAGCAGACUUCAGCAGUGUUUGAAGGUCUGUGUCGCCUUGUCAAGGGAAACCCAGCAGACUGCACCUCAGCAGAACGUGUUGUCUUUGCCUAUUUGUAUGACCUUUAUGCAAACUGCUCAUUUUUAAAGUCAAAGCACCAUGAGCUUUUUGCCCCACUGUACCCCAAGAUUAAACAGUGCCUCUACGCUAGCAUCACUCCUGCACAAGGUACCGAUCCGUGGUCACUUCAGUUCAUGGAUGAAUACAUUAAGAAUCCAAAGUUAAAGGUAGACUCAAGCAUAUUAAAACAGCUAGCAGAUCCAGCCAACCGGUACAGCUUCGUUUGCAAUGCUAUUAUCGACGCUUGUUCACCUAACACGUCUAAUGAGAAGCUCAACGACAUGGCCAUUUUGUGUGCUGAGUUAACUGCCUCCUGCACAGCCUUAUCUGCAGAGUGGCUUGGAGUGCUAAAUGCGCUGUGCUGCUCGUCGAAGGAGAGCCCGGGGUACAUUGAUGUACUAACGCAAGUGGGUCUCCGUGACCCCCUAGCUGCCCCAACCAUCCACAGCUCACUUGCUGUCUUCACUGCUAUCCUCAUUGCACGACACUGCUUUACUCUUCCUGACUUCCUAAAGUGUGUUGUUCUGCCCUCCCUCAUGGAGGCUUGGAAUACAGAUGCCCUGAAUAAGCUUAUCGCUGACAAUAACCGCCCACCUCACACUGAUAUGGAAUGGAGUGCUUAUGGAUGCAAUACAAGAGAUGACCUUGACAAUAUAUUUAACUCUUUUGAUGGAAGACAUUUUAAUAUUUCGGGAACAUUCCUCGGAGGUGAGGGCAACCCCGAUGCAGAACCUGGUGCUCGACUCACCUGCCACCUUCUCCUGAGGAUCUUCAAGAGUGUUGACACACCUCAGCCCUCACAGUACUCUGCUGGAUCUUCUCAAAGUGUCACAGCUGGCAUGUCACAACGCAGCAUACGACUCAGCUGUGAUAGGCAUCUGCUAGCAGCUGCACACACUGCCAUUACACUCAGCCCCGUUCUUGCAGUCCUGAAGGCCAUGCUAAUUGUAAGUGAUGUGCUGAGUGGUCAGAGCAAAAGCCAGGCAUCCAUAUCUGACAUUCUGGGAACCUCUGACAUAGGCAGUGGUUCCAAUGACUCUGACAUGAUGGGGAAAGAUGCAGACAAGGCGAGCUUAGCAGACUUCGCUCGUUAUGCUCUCAGGCAGAUCUGCUCGCAGGAAUGGGUUAGGGAACGUUGCCUCAAGAUCCCGGAGGAGCUGUGUAGUCCAGAGAACCUCCUUGAUAGCACACUAACCCCAAAGCAGGCACAACGUCUCUUACAUCACAUCUGCCACCCAGACUCUCCUAACAUGCACAAUGACACAUCCCAGGACCAGCGUACUUGUAUCUCCAAUAUUUUACAGGACCUUGAUGAGUGGACCUUGCGCAUAUCAUGGCUGGAUUUGCACCUGAUGUAUGAGCAGCAGAAGUCCAACCCACAAGAACUGAAUGCCUGGCUGGAUAAUGUGGCCCAGGCUGCCAUUGAGGUGUUCCACUUGAACCACGACCAGAAUCAGUCCUCCUUGUCUCACUCACUCUCAGGACACAGGAAUCCAAAGCCUCAGUCUAUAUCCUUGGUUGCUCCACUCAUCUCGAAGCUUCCUAAAGUUCAGGGUCGUGUGCUCAAAGUUGCAGGACAAGUACUAGAGUCUGUGAACUUUGGUGCAUAUUCUGGAAACUCCAAGCCAGCAGACGAUGAAGCCACAACAGCUGAUGGGCCUGUGUCAAGCCCUCCUCCAAGCCACAGCCAGCCAAGCAGUGUCAGCAGCAGCAAUGGCAUGGAGAACCCACCAGGAGGAAGGUCCUUAGGGCACUGGCCUCUUGCUUCCCACAGGCCCUUCCUACAGCUGGUCCUAAUGUGCCUUGACGGCCAGGAUGAUCAGCUGUCUGACUUGCUAGAAUCUCUGAGAACCCAACUCAUGCAGUCUCUCUUUUCACCAAAGGAGGAGAAGCCUGGGCCACUUCAGGUGACAUUCCCCGAGGAUGGACGCAGUCGUCAGCUGAUGCUGGAGGCCCUGAGUCUCCGCUUUGCCCUUGUAGGAGGCCUCUUUGACGUAAUCACAUCCUCAUACUCAAAUUCCAUUAUCACCGAAUGGGCUCUCCUCCUGGUCAAUCUCAUCAUAUUUGGAGUUAUCGAUCUGACUAAUAAUAGCGAGUUGUUCAAUACAGUACUGGACAUGCUGGCAACCCUCAUCCAUUCCACAUUAAUGUCAGAUGCACAGUCUGACUCCCGGGAGGAGAACAGGCGCCAUUAUUACAACCUUGUCAAAAAGAUCAAGAAGGAAAUAGGCGAACGCAACAAUGUGUCAUUGCGAUUGGUUAGACAGCUGAUCCCAUUGCCGAAACUACAGGCUGAAGUGAUCACACUUGAGCCCUGGGGUUCUGUCACAGAUACAAAGGGCAACCGACUCCAAGAGUUUGACAAGGACAAGAAACAUGGUCUUCAAGCAGCAGAAAAACAGAAGCUGAGUCCAUGGGAUCUCCUUGAUGGCCACCGCAACCCUGCACCACUCUCUUGGGCUUGGUUCGGUGCCACACGGCUCGAGAGGAAACCUCUUAAGUAUGAAGAGGCUCACAGGCUGUUGAGGUUCCACACACACUCUAUGAAGAAGCCCCUUGCAUAUUACCUGGAGCCCCCACCCCUCCCUCAGGAGGCGCUUGAACCAGUACCUGAUAAGCAGCAGGUGAAAGAAGAGGUAAAGGCACCCGACACGCCGACCUCCUCCGACCAGUCUCCCCGUGGUGUGGCCAAGCGAGGCGGCAAGACCCAGCGGAACAGACGACGCCAACCCAGACAGGUUGCCAGUGUCACCAACAUGGCUAGUUCAACUAUGCAGGCAAUGCCCUACCAGAGCCCAGGGUUUAGUGGACCAGCACCCAACCAGUGGGGGUCAGGCUUUGGCCAGCAACAGCCUCCUCAGCAGCAGCAGCCAUUCUACUCUCAGCAACCUUUGCCUCCAGAAAAUUGGACAAAUACAAGCAAUCACACACUUAGAAAUAAUGUGGCCAGUAAAGAUGAUGGCAAAGCAGCUGUGAAGAAAGGGUCAGACUAUGACCUUAGCAUUAGUAAAUCGUGUAGCCAUGACUCAUCAGAAGCAGGUGGAACAAGGUUCCAGUCUGCCAUAUCCAACAGCCGAGUGGCCAUCCGCAACAUGCUGGGGCAGCGGCAAGUGAGUGGACCUCCCACCAUGAUGCCAGGGCAGCCCACUGGUCAGGCCUUCAACAAUAUGCCUGGGGGACCCAUGGGUGCCAUGGCUCGUCAGGGACCCAUGAUGAGACCAGGACUGCGAGCAAGCCUGCAAGGGCCCCAACAGGGGCCAAUGUAUGGAGCAGGAGGAGGAAUCCAAGGUGGGCCCAUGCCCCAGGGUAUGCCAGGCCAAGGGGGCCAGAUGUACUCUGCCAUGGGUGCUGCAGGAGGACCCCCUGGUGGGCCCACAGGACCGGGACAGGCAGGCAUGUCCCAAUACAGCUCCUACCAGCAGGGUCCCAUUGCCAGUGGGCAAAUGAUGAACCAGGGUCCAGGUGGAGCUAAUGUUCCCACUGGUCCUGGUGGCCCCACAGGAAACAUGAUGGGGCAGGGAUACCAACCUGGGUAUCAAGCCAAUCCUGCCAUGAUGGGUAUUCGGCAGCAGCAGCCAGGUGGCUAUAUCGGGCAAGGCAUGACGCAGUCACAGAUUGUCCAACGUCCUCAGUACAUACAGGGUCCAGGUGGCAAUGGCAGUAUGGGCAUGAUUGGCAGUGGUCAAGGGUAUGCCAGACCAGGCAUGCAGCCCAUGGGUCAAACCAUGGGGCCAGGGGCACAGUCAAUGGGCCCGGGCCAAACUAUGGGUCCUGGACAGUCCAUGGGCCCAGGUCAAUCCAUGGGCCCAGGGGGACAGAGCAUCAGUGGCCAAGGAAUGGGGCCUGGAGGACACCCCAUGGCACAGGGCAAUGCCUCCAUGAUCCGCCAGAGAAUGAUGAUGCAAGGAGGACCCACCAAUGAAGGUCAGACAGGGCCCGGAGGACCAGGACAGGGAGGAACACUACUCUCACACCUCCAGAGACCAAUGGGAGGGGUACAGCAGCAGCAGCAGCAACAGCAGCAGCAACAACAGCAGCAACAGCAACAGCAACAACAGCAGCAACAACAGCAGCAACAGCAACAAAUGCUACAUCCAAGUUCCCAAGGAAUGGGAUACCCUCAGCCUCCUCCUUACUAGAAGCUAGCAGCAAUGUAAAAUUGUUCAAAAUGGUUCAGUUGGACUUUUUAGCAUGGUGACCAUAUGUGACAUUGGUUAUUUUCAUUGUCUAGGCAUAAAAUGUGUUUUUAUAUAUAUUUUUAUUAUUGACACUGUGUUGCUAAGAGCAACAUGGUCUUGGUCUUAACUCGCAUGAUAUAUCUAAUUUUUUAAAUAGGGAAGACUGUAGGCUCUUGCACAGCCUGCCAUUGUGAGAUGAGAUGAAUACUCUCUAACUUGGACUGGUAUUGAACAAUAUACUGGACUGGCAUUCUUGAUUAUUUAUUUUCAGUCUUUUGAAUUCCCUUUCUUAAUUUCAACUUUUUGAUUCCUGACUUUUCUAUUUGUAUAUUUUUGUAUGUUUCAUAUUUUUUUAAUUUGCAAAAAAUAUUAGAAAUAAUAAAUCUUCUUAAUCAUCUUAGUUCCUGAAACCAGUGUCUUUAAGUGAUUGAGCUUACCCCCUGUGGCUUUUUAAUGUGCUAUUACUGAUAUUCAGGAUGAUUGCCAGUGUAUGUUGUUUUAAAACUUCUGAUUUGACAUUUUGGGCAUUUCGAUUUAUACAUGUUGGAUUUCAAGAGUUGGGAGUUACAUGGAUUAUAAGUACAAAUGAUAUUAUUUGCCCAGUGACAUAAAACUGCAACUCUCACAUUGGUUGCGCUGGGAGUUUGUUUUUGACUGGAUAUGCUGAUUUAUUUUGUUGACGUGAGUUUGAUUCAGAAGUCACGGAAGUUGAAAACAUUCUGAAUAUACAAGAUUUUAAAGCUGGAAAGCCAACUGUAAUAUGUAUAUGUUUUGGACUUUCACUCCAUUCGUAUACUUUAUGUUUGGAUGUACAAACAAAGUGUCUCCUAUUUGAUAAUUAGAUUGAGCAGGGUAGAGAGCAGUAAGUUUAAUGUAAUAACUGUAUAUUUUGAGUCAUUUAUAAUAGAUGACAUGACAUUUCUUUAGAUCCUGUUAAAAUAAUUCAGGGAUAUAGGUACCUGGCAGUAACAAGGUAUAUUUAUUUAAUAUACUUUUUCUUUUUUCCUUGAAUCUUGUGUCACAUACAGUUUCUAUGGCAACAGAUCCUGUGUAAACCUCAGGCUUAUAGGAGGAGUCUUGAUUUGCUCUGUGAAGCGUUUGCAGUUGCACCUAUUGGUUCGACUUAUUUGAUGCAGAAGGAAAGAUCUCAGUAUUAGAGUAAAUGAUAUAGGAGAUUGCAAUGGAAAUAUGGAUUCUUUUGUCUUUUAUCCUUCUCUGUCUCUCCUAUUUUAGUUUUUUGCACAACAUGAGGUGGAUAGUGCUUGAAAAGUGUGUUAAUUAUGAAAGAAAUGUUUUUCAAUUUAUUUAUAUCAAUAAAAGAGCAGUUGAUGUGUUCCUACUAUCACGAUUCUGUUACUUUUUAUUUAAAAUAAGGAAAUAAAUCAUUACAUUUACAAGA
Molecule: messenger RNA, 7995 nt
Organism: Penaeus indicus
Lineage: Eukaryota; Metazoa; Arthropoda; Malacostraca; Decapoda; Penaeidae
Product: mediator of RNA polymerase II transcription subunit 12-like
Exons: 38
Coding region: 45-6557 (2170 amino acids)
Source: RefSeq, a predicted model, not a curated record